This is a messenger RNA of Ornithodoros turicata, 2649 nucleotides long. RefSeq lists its product as uncharacterized. Gene Ontology annotation, cellular component: membrane. Lineage: Eukaryota; Metazoa; Arthropoda; Arachnida; Ixodida; Argasidae. The record is from RefSeq and is a predicted model, not a curated record. The transcript has 3 exons. The coding region runs from base 192 to 695 and encodes 167 amino acids.
AACGACGCCGAAUCCGGUGGCGGUCACCUCCUGUAGUUGAUCCCUCUCCGGAACCUCGUUCGUCCUCCUCUCGCCUCUCGUUGACGGUGGUCGCGCUUUCUUCGCCCUGCAGAUCACUCACUGUACCGGAGUGGCUCUUUGGAGAGGCACACACGCACACACACACACCACAUAGGAUUACGUCGUGCGGGAUGUGGAAGCUCCUGGUGUCAUCGUUCGUCGUGCUGCAGUUUGCAGCCCACAGACCCCGGGCUUUCCCUCAGGGGGGACCCGCGGAGUCCUGUGACUCCAUGUUGCCCAGGCACGUGUACACUGCACCCAGGCCCGCGCACGAGUCGCCCUACACGUUUGUAGCAUCUUCGAGCCAUUAUUCGUACCAGAACGUCGAUGGAAUUCAAGUGGAGUUGGGCGGUGCAGCGUUCAAGGGCUUCUUCAUCGCCGCGAUUGACCCCGCGACGAGUCGGCGCAUCGGAACCUUCCUCAGAGUGAAGGGCACCCAUCCGGUCAAGUGCAGCGCCGUAACGCACAACGACAACCAACCCAAGAGUCACGUGUCCCUCCUCUGGUUGCCUCCAGACAACGUCCCCGAAGGAAACGUUGUAUUUAUGGCUACGGUGGUGAACUCCUACUCCAGGUACUACACGGGUCUCAUCGCAUCCGUACCCGCGGCUGGCUACGCAGCGAAGAAGAAAUGAAGAGGCACGCCUUCACCAUCCACCAAAUGAACACAUAUCAGUCGGAAAGCUCAUUGACAGUCGAAGCAAUAGAUAGGCUAUGUAUCAAUACACUGAGACCUGCGGCUUAUAGAUAAAGGAAAUAACUACGUGAGGAGGAAAAGGAAAUUAGAUAAUAGAAAUCACUUUUUUUUUAUCGACCAAUUCAAACCGAUAACCAUUCCACGACUGUUCGAAUCCAUGCCGCUUAGAAAAGUGCCACUAGUGCCUAAAAACGUUAUAUUUCUUUUAUUCCGUUAUUGAGGAACGAAGAAUGGACAUUUUUCACAUGCGCGUGGUAUCCUAGCGGUUCUCCAACGAACCAUGCUCGGCGCGCGUCAAAACAAAUACACGUGGGUAGCACGAAGGACCAAAACCGGCUCGGAGUGGGGCCAACAAGCUGGCGCCAUUCGCGCGGUCUCCCCCCACUGGUCCCCACUUCUGUCGUCCCCACACUGCGCCAUCUAGUGAAGACGGAGGUAAUCCUCCCCGGCGUCUCAAGGUCACACGCAUGCGCAUUGGCCAUUGUGAAAAAGGUCCAUUAUUCGUCUACGCGUCGUAGAUGGCCGAGAUAGAAACCCUUGAACAAACUUCCGCGUCGUGCUCUGACGUCAGAGCACCGAGAGCCUCGGCCAUUCCCAUUGGUUCUCGAAAGUACGUCACGUCUCCCGCGCUGCCUGAUUGGCGCAUCCGCCAGCAAUGACGUCAGAGCUUCGACGAGUUUCGGUGCCCGCUAUAGCGAUUUUCUUUGCGUCUAUUACUCCCUUAGCUGUGAAACUUGGGAUGCAGGCUCCACGUCAAUGCAUGUAACCUCGUUAACACAUUCAUCCUGCUACAAAGUGUGACAAGCCCAUUAAGUUAUUCAGUACGCGCAGCCAUUCUAGUUCAUAGUACUGUAGCUACCGGUAGCCCGGCAGGCUACCGCGUCUAUCGCACCCUAUCAGCAGAUAAGAAGCUGAGUCACGCUCUCUAUCAUUAGCGAGUUUUAGGAUAUAUCAUACGCAAUCGCCUUUGCGUACGCAAUGGAUAGCGUUGGCGGUUCAGCGCACAAGAGAAACAACAAGAGCGCUUUGCGUAUUGCGCAGAAGCGGGCGACAGCUUACGAUAUACGAAAACUUACUAUUGUUUCCGGCGGUAAGUUUCCGGCGGCGUUAUCAGCCGUCUACUAACGCUCGCUUAUGUCUCACGGUAAACAAUUGUCCGCAGUUUUAUCUUUAACCGUCUAUCGCUUCGACCCGAAACAACUUCCAGUGCGGUGAAUCUGGACAAUCUACAGCAAAGCCUCGUUAUAACGAAGUGAACGGGACCGAGCAAAAAUUCGAUAUAAGCGGAUGUUCCACAAAGACAGUGAUAGUAGCCUCACAAAUGAACGGAAACAUGGCAAUACCCUUGAAAAAGAAAAAAAAAAAAAACGACGACGUGAGCUGGUUUUACCCCACGGGCUUCCGUAGCAAGCGGAGUCGGCUACGAGUAAAAUUCGAAUAAUCCAGGUCAAAAUGGGGCAUGCAUCUCGGCUGAGUCUGCGUAAAACUCGAAACGGUAAUGCGAACAAAACUGUUUCGCUCACAGUUUACUGUAUUAUACAUUCCACAAUGGUGCACAGCCGAAAGUACAGAUAACAUCUUAUUCCUUCCGCGUCUCAUUACGCUUUAACGAAUCAUAUUUUUGAUCCCAGGCACCGGUAAAAGUGGCCAACUUUACCGGGAGCUUUAAGAUCAAAGGUAUACAUGGAUCCCAUUCGAGACAGGGGACAAAGCUGGCAAGGAGGACGAGCUUAUUUAAUUCUUCCUUUGGGGUUCUCUCGGUGAUGGCUAUUGCGCUAAUGAAACUUUUGAUGUGAGAGAGAUCAUAUGUGAUCACCCGAACGGCGAUCAAGUCAUAUGUGAAGUUUGCUUGCGUGAAUGAUUGUAUUGUUGUUUGUUGAUUAAAAAAUGUA